CAACAAGUCAACAUUUCCUCAUUUUACCUUCUAAACGUCGAGCCCGCUUCCCUAAAAAUGGCAUCAAUUCAGGACGCUAACCGUGCAUUCUUCGAUAAAAUGGUAGCGGAGUAUGAUCUCAAGCCAUGGCAAAAAAAGCUAGAGUUGAAUAUUACCAAUUUUUUGGUUGAGAAGCGACAGUGGCUUGGUCUUGAUCUGGGUGAAGACUCACAGGGACCAAUUCGUCUUCUGGACUAUGCCUGUGGCACCGGCACUAUCACUAGGGCACUGGCACCGUAUGUGGGGCAAAUUCGAGGCAUCGAUAUCUCCCCCAAAUCGGUCGAGAAAUACAACUCGCUCAUUUCGACAAACCUUCCUGCAGAAACGAAGGCCGUCGAAGGCGAUUUGAUUGCUCCCAAUGCCGUCCCUGCUGCCACCCCUGAGUUUACCGGCUUCGACAUCGUCGCUGUUGGGUUCGCGUUUCACCACUUCAGUGACUACAAGCUGGGAAUUCAACGCUUGCAGGAGAGGCUGAAGCCUGGAGGCAUCCUUUUGAUCAUCGACUUCCUAGGGGAGGUGGAUGAGAGCACCAUGGAGGCGUUUGCCAAACGCCACAACCAGUCCACGACCGAACUUCGCGCAACAAUGCACAAGACAGGUUUUGAGAAAGGCGAAAUUUCCGCUUUGAUGAAAGACGUUGGUAUGGUUGAUACGAGCGAGUUUGAGCUGGAAGGAAAUUUGGAGAUUGAGUUCCAGGAUAUCACUAUGAACCGCAAGGCCAUGUUUGUGAAAGGAACACGGCAGUGAGCUGAACUACGAACAUGUAAUUAGUGCAUUGCUAUGU
Messenger RNA from Eremomyces bilateralis CBS 781.70, 823 nucleotides. RefSeq names its product S-adenosyl-L-methionine-dependent methyltransferase. NCBI's taxonomy places the organism in Eukaryota, Fungi, Ascomycota, Dothideomycetes, Eremomycetales, Eremomycetaceae. The record is from RefSeq and is a predicted model, not a curated record. The coding region runs from base 58 to 786 and encodes 242 amino acids. The transcript is spliced from 3 exons.